Messenger RNA from Callorhinus ursinus (northern fur seal), 778 nucleotides. It is a transcript of the gene CFAP141, whose product is annotated as cilia and flagella associated protein 141. NCBI's taxonomy places the organism in Eukaryota, Metazoa, Chordata, Mammalia, Carnivora, Otariidae. The record is from RefSeq and is a predicted model, not a curated record.
AACCGACUGAGCCACCCAGGUGCCCUGCAGUUGCCUUUUAAUGAAACGGGCGUAGGAUAUGUUCUUUGGACCCACGAUCAUACAGGGACCCCACAGAAGAAACCCUAAAAUUGGGACUCUGGUCCUUGCUCCUGGAAGUGCCUGUGUCACUAAUAGAAGCAGGAGAACCAGGAUUCGCUUCAGGUCUCCAGGGCAACAGGCCAGGUGACCAAUCAAGUUCUAGGUCCAGGGUUGUUGUUGGAGGUGAAUGUGUUGCUAUGACUACUGAAUCCUGGGUGACCGACUGGACAGAAGGGAGACCCUGCUUCUCGUCCUGAGCCUGCGUCCCGUCAGCUUGUGGACAUGUCUGUGGAAAAAACGACAAAAGUCGAAGAGAGUUUUCAAAGGGUCCCGGGAUUUAAGAAGAUGGUUGACAGGUGGCGAAACUCACGCGCUCGCUCUCUGUGGCAGACGACACUAAGCCAGAGGAGAAACCUGUAUGCUGCCCUAAGGAUGCAGGACACCAUGGGACAGGAGUUGGCACUGGCCCGUAAGCAGCUACUGAUGGUCCGUCAAGCGGCCCUGCACCGGCUGUUUGAAAAGGAGCAUCGGCAGUACCAGCAGGAACUAGAUCGGAUGGGCAAAGCUUUUCACGUGGAGAGACUCUGAUGGCAUCUGAAACAAAGAUGGCUCUGAAAGGCUCAAAUGUAGACAGAUGGCUCAUUCUUCAGUCCUAAAUCUUGACUUUUUUGAAGUGUUUAUUCAUAGCCAUAAUCUUAAAACAGCUUCUUGGGUUUUA